Molecule: messenger RNA, 2988 nt
Organism: Boeremia exigua
Lineage: Eukaryota; Fungi; Ascomycota; Dothideomycetes; Pleosporales; Didymellaceae
Product: secretion pathway protein Sls2/Rcy1
Exons: 3
Coding region: 117-2867 (916 amino acids)
Biological process (GO): Golgi to plasma membrane transport; exocytosis
Cellular component (GO): cytoplasm; exocyst
Molecular function (GO): protein binding
Source: RefSeq, a predicted model, not a curated record
CCCGCAUUCUCCCAGCUCUCCACCGUUCACGCGCCAACACCCGAAUGGCGGCGAGCAUGACCACAACCGCACCUGCGACUCAUGUAGACUGAUUUGACAAUUCCAAGGCCAGCAAAAUGGCUGCCAGAUCCAACUUCAAGCGGGCGGUGCCCCAGGCGCAGCCGUCCAUUCUAUCCUCGCUCCGGACUACGCAGAUGGUAGACGAGUCGAAAGCCAUUCUGCCGGCAGAAAUCAUCAACACCAUUCUCGACUACCUACCCAUUCCCGACAUGUUCACGUUCGCCCGCGCAUCGAAGCGCAUGCAGGAGAUGGUCUACGAUGACACCCGAUGGGUACAAAGAUUGAAGAGUAUGGGCUGUUGGAACGAUGUGGAGGCAAAGCAGCGCUUUGAAGAGGCCAUGCGCCGGAAAGUCGAAUCGCAAAAGGCGGAAGAAGCGCAGAGAACAGGCAUACCUGCGGAAGGAAAUGCUGCCGGGCUCGGGAUAGGUGGUGUGGAACAACCUCGCGGCAGCAUGACGCUUUUCGACGCAGACGAAGACAUACAACGGCUGUCAACAGAGCACCCGAAUCGAGCGAGAUCAUCGACGCUCGACAAAGGCUUCAACGACAUGACUCUGACGCCUACGUUCACGGGAGCGCAAGCGAGAUCAGCUGCUGUCGACCCGCACGUAGCUUUGAAGGCUAUUGCAGGCGUGCGGUCCAUCAGAGGCAGAGCACGCCAGGAAUAUGGAAAGGUCUACGGAGCGUUGGCGCCGUACUACUUUGAUCUGGCACGCUCGAGGAGCCACACCGACCCCGUUCUCUUUCGCACAUACCGGGACCCAGAACAGCAGGCGCAAAUGCUCGCCCAGCUCAAGACUUUCGCGAAGAGCGACUUCGCGCAAGGGUGGAAUCGGCGCGAGGAGAAGGUGGACACCAUGACAGGCAUCUUCGAAAACGCAGUACUGCGGGAGUUCGAGACUGGCUGUGAAGAGAAGGACUACGACGGUCGCAUGAAAAGAUUCGCGUCGGUGCUCUACAAUUUGAACGGCGGCGGAGCCUGUCUGGACUCGUACAUUCACAACCAUCAUUUGAUGCUGGACAAGGAAAAGUUGGGAAACCCCAGAGAUUGUCUGCCUGGGUUGAGCACAACCCAACUUACCCUAGAGCCGUCGCGAAAGUUCUUCCACGGACUUGCAAUCGCUAUGAACCAGGAGACUGCCAUUAUCGACCGUGUAUUUCCACCCACCUUUGACGUACUCCAACCGUUUUUGGAGCGCGUCGCUGAAGACAUAGUCUCCGAGUAUAUUACAUCCCUCUUCGAUGAGGCACACGAUACCAGCACUGAGAUCUAUCUCAAAGCUGUUGCUGGCGUUUUCGACCAAGCAUCGCAACUUGCCAUCUCACUGAAGCCGACGAAGGGCUCGAAGGCUAAUUUUCAGGAAGAGGUUUUUCGCAUAGUUGCCGGGUGCUUCGAGCAGCAUAUCGAUCUAUACCUGCAGGAGGAGCUGGACUUCUUCAAGCAAAAUUCGGUCGCACAGGUCGAGGCGUGGGAGAAGCGUCUAAGCGAAGAGGAGCAAACGACCGAGACAUUCUACAUGUCUAAUGUCAAUCGCAAAGCGGCUAAGCAGGACUUCCUGUCAUCUUUCAAGAAGGUGGUGAUGAUGCCUGUUAAUGUUCUCCCGACCAUUGGUGGCUCAGGGUCUAGAAACUCUGUCAUUGCUGCGCCUGCUGCCAACGGCACUAGCACUUUGGAGACACCUGUAAGAUCUGAAACACCGUCCGGCGAUGGUGCACGCUCGCCCGGUCUGCAAGCACCAACAUCCGAGCUUGCAGCGAAAGCAGCAAUCAUGAACUCUCGACUGGAAGGCAUCCGGACGCUCUUCAGCAUCGAGGUCGCUCUCGACUUGACACACAAGGCGAAGUCAGGCCUUGAGCGCGCUGCACGAUUUGUCAGACUUGGUGGACAGUCUGGCGAGGAAGCGAAGGAGCAGUGCGAACAGAUCUUCAUCUACCUUGUGCAGAUCCUCGGCAAUCGACACAUGAAGUUGGGGCUCGACAAGGCUGUCGGCCAUCUCGCAGAAUACAAGCCCCGUGAGGUCGUUGAUCACAGCAAAGAAGGUGUGGCACCCUUGGUAGCGUUUCUGGAGCUUGUCAACGUCGGUGACUUGAUCCAGCAGAUGGUGGAAGUGUUCUACCUGCAAGAGCUAGUCUCCGCCAACCUUACCGAUCGCGAUGACUUCCUCAGUCUUGCAGCCAAAGAGAAGAAGAAGUUCGAGCAAAUGCUGGACGAACGCGUCGCCGCAGGCUUGAACAAAGGUAUCGACGUGCUCAUGGACGAAGUGGAGUAUCUGUGCGGCACCUUGCAACAACCCUCUGACUUCAACCCUCCCGUGGGACCCAACGGGAUAGCACAAAUAUCAGACAUCGGGCCCAGCGAGACGGCAAGAAGGGUCGUCGAUAUGGUGUCGUCGCACACAAGCAUGUUAGUCGGUAGCACAGACAAGAACGUGCUGGAUGUGUUCAACCAGGAAGUCGGAGUGCGGCUGUUCACUGCAAUCUGCAAACACCUCAAGCGUCAAAGAGUGAGCGUCGAUGGCGCCAUUGUGCUGAUCAGCGACAUGAACGCAUACAACGCCUACAUCGUCUCGCUACGCAAUAAGCCACUCAUGCAGUACUUUGCAGCUCUUCGCGAGCUUUCCCAGAUCUACCUGAUCGCGCCGAAGGAGGCGAAAGAGAUUGCGACUAUUAUUGCAGAUACGGACCGCUACCACGGCAUCUUCAGGGCGGAAGAGGUGUAUGAGUACGCAGAAAGGAGAGCAGAUUGGUACCAGAUCAAGAGCGCGGUUGAAAAGCAGAUGUAUGGAGUUGGCUGCUGGGUUAUGUAACAUAGCUUGAGCAUGCGGCUCUGCGACAGUUAGCGAGACCGCUUUCGGAGAGAUAUGCAGGCCGCCGCAGAGCAGGUCAAGCGACUCGAAUACCAAGUCCAAACACGUGCCAUCCCUCGCC